AUAAUACUAUUAUAUUUUUUUUAAAAUUUUUUUAAUCUUUUAAAGUGAUUUAAUUAAUUAAUUAUUUAAAUUUUAAAUAUUUUUUUCACGAAAAAUUAUAUUUAGAAAAAACAAAUAUCUUAUUAAUUUCCAGGAAUAAAGAGAUUCUGAACAUUAAUUUUUGGGCAUCAUGAAAAAUAUUUGGAUCAUAUUUAAAUCAUAAAUCUCUUGUUAAAUGGCUCUUCUUGUUCCGGUCAUCAAAUCAAAUUAUUCCCUCUAUUCCCGACCUAGUAAAGGUUACCCCACUCCUCUUCCAAAAUCCAAUUAUUCUCUCAAUCACUAUGGCCAACAGCAGAAGCAAGCAAUGUUUGAUCCUUCUCAAAGAGCCUACUUCGCGCCGAACAAUAUAUCUCAACAGCGCAAAUUAAAUUCAGAUUAUUACAAAAAUUACAGUAAUAAGCACCACAAUACUUCAUCAUCCUCAUCAUCAUCCAUUGUUGGCGAUUCUAACAAAAUUUAUAAAACCCCCACCACUGUAGUUCUUAAUGGGGUCAUGCCUAAUUCUUAUAAUUCUAAAAACUAUAAUAGUUCUUACAAUUCAUCCAGCAAAAAUCAAUUACUACUGCCUCCUAACAUAGUUUUAUCAUACAAAAAUACUUCUCAGAAAUGUAAUACAGGUGUUAUAAUCCAGCCUUAUCCCAAUUCCAGUAUUACUCCUAAUGUAAAUGGUAAUGGCAGAAGAUUCAGGUCACUAUCUGAACGUUCAAGAGUAAUAACACCUAUGCCUAUAAUAUUUGAGGAUGAAAGAUUGGGUUCUGGCCCUGAAAUGCUAUUUCAUCCUCAUACUGCACCCCCAGUUCGAAAAACACGUAAAUCCAAAUCUUUCCCUAAUGAUGAACAUUCUAUAAAAUCAACAUCAAAUAGUGGCAAAAGAAAUGAAAUUAGUGGGUAUUAUAAAAAGUUUUUUACCCAAAAAAAAUCUAAGACUGAUAAACCUAAAAUUCAACCUAGACCUGACUCUGAAAGUGAUUAUUGGUGUCCACUAACGACUGCAUCCAAAAAAUGGUAUUCUUUAUUAAACAAUGGUGCGAUAUUAUCCCCCAAAUCAUGUGAUAAUAAGAAGUCCGCAGUUUCUAUUUCAAAGUGCACAUGUGAAGCUUGUGUAUGUGGAUGUAAUGGCUCACGUAAAAGGAGAAAACUUUUUACCCGAAUUAAAAAUUGUCAAAGCAAUGAGAUAAUAACCUCAAAUAUUAUUAACUCUGACACCGAUGAAUUAAUCCAUAAACCUAUUCAUAGACACAGAGCUGGAUGUUUUAAAGUGAAUAAAUCCUCAUCGAAAUCAAGCACUGACAUUAAUAAUAAUGAUAUUGAUCAAAUAAAUCAGCCUGCUGGUGAACCUUUAUUAGAAAUAUCCAAAAAUACUUGUGGUGUUCAUAUUAUUCCUCCUGACAGUAUUUUAAAGGAGAGAUUAAGUUUGCCUUCUAAAAAAUUUAGUACAACAUCAUCUUCUAGUGAUUCUUAUUCAACACCCUCACCUAGCCCUCCUAAUCAUUCACCUCUCAAUAGUGAAAUUGCAUUAGCUGGCAAAUACGCUUUUGCACAGCUUUGCCAACAUAAUCAAUUCAGUAAGCAUAAAUCCCAACAUCAAAACAACAAUCUGAUAAAUAAUUUAGCUAAAAUUAAUUCCCCCAAUGUGACACCUACUUCUUCAAACAAUAUGGUUAUGCUAAUAAAAACCAUUUCUGAAAAAUUGAGCCUUAAAAUUCAUAAUUUAGAUCCUUCUGAAAUAUCAUCUCAGGCUAAUGAAGAGUAUCAGGCUUUUGUAACUAGUUGUGAGGUGGAAGAAAAUGAUGUAACUUUAACAAAGGGUCUUAUUAACAAUUGCAAUACACCUGCCUCAAUAAUAAAUGAUUUAUCACAGAUUUUUAUUAAUGACCAUAUCAUAUGUUCAAAUGCUAAAUUACAAGCCACUGAUACACCUUCAAAUAAGUUAUUAAGACCUAAUGAAUUGCAAUUUAAAAAGAAAGAACAUAUCAAAGAUAUUGACCAUGGCAUGUUAAAUUCAUCAAAUCACAUUAACAGUAUUAAACGCUUAAAAAAUUCUAUAUUCAACAAUACAAAUUCCCCAUUAUUAUCUACAUCAUCCCUGACCAAGAAUGAUAAAUCUUUAACAACUCCUAAAGAUGAAAAGGUUACCUUUUUCAAAAGAUUUAGAACAAUAAGUAGGUGAUACACCUAGAUUCACUUUUUUUAUACAGACAAAUUUAUUUAUAUUUCACUCAUAAUGAAUAAAAUAUUUUAAUAUCUAUUACAAUACAAUAUUAAGAUGUAAGACAUUGGUAUUAACAUUAAUUAUUACAUAGCACAAUGAUAUUUAGUUCGUAUAUUUUUAAUUUAUAGCACUUUUGUAUUUAUUUCAAUUAUAUUACUAUCAAGGAUGUUUUUUUAUCACACCAUUUAUAUCUGUCCUUACAUAAUAUUAUAUAAAAGAAAAUGCAUAAACAUUCAUGUUUAACACUUUAUUUAUAGCAUUACUCUUCAAUUAUUAUAGCUAAUAAAUUAAAUAUGUGCUAUCUAUUACAUAAUAUAUUUAUAAAUUUUUUUAUAACAUUAUUUACAAAAUGCCAUUGAUAUAAAAAUAAAAUUUGUUUUAAAAUAAAGUUAUUUUUUUAUGAAUAUU
This is a messenger RNA of Gordionus sp. m RMFG-2023, 2659 nucleotides long. RefSeq lists its product as uncharacterized. NCBI's taxonomy places the organism in Eukaryota, Metazoa, Nematomorpha, Gordioida, Chordodea, Parachordodidae. The record is from RefSeq and is a predicted model, not a curated record. The coding region runs from base 215 to 2209 and encodes 664 amino acids. The transcript is spliced from 2 exons.